AUGGCUUCACUUUAUUUCACUUCUUCAAAGUUUUUAUUUGGACUGACAAUGUUGAUUGCAGUAACACAGGCCGCAAUGGGCAAUAUCGGCACUACUGCUCAAGCAAGAUCUUUGUUGCAUGUUCCGGAAGGAUCACCAAUAUCCUUGGCUGCUCGGCUACAAUCGACUGGGUCAUACUCAGAAUGUUGGGACUCGUUAAUGGAGCUUCAAGCAUGUACUGGAGAGGUUAUACUGUUCUUUCUUAAUGGUGAGACACAUUUAGGUAACAAUUGUUGUCGAGCAAUUCAUGUGAUCCAACACAGCUGUUGGCCUGCUAUGCUUGGGUCAUUAGGUUUUACUCAAGAGGAAGGGGAUAUCCUACGCGGAUACUGUGAUGCCGCUGCCAAUGUUGUACUGUGA
Messenger RNA from Papaver somniferum (opium poppy), 399 nucleotides. Its product is annotated as egg cell-secreted protein 1.4-like. Lineage: Eukaryota; Viridiplantae; Streptophyta; Magnoliopsida; Ranunculales; Papaveraceae. Bases 1 to 399 code for a protein of 132 amino acids. The record is from RefSeq and is a predicted model, not a curated record. Gene Ontology annotation, biological process: double fertilization forming a zygote and endosperm. The transcript has a single exon.